UCUGCUUUCCGUCAAAGGAGCUCGAACAGAUGGCGAAGGAGCAAGAUAAAGAGUCGGAGAAACAAGCCUUACUGCGGGAAGUGGAAAACCAUAAGAAACAAAUGCUCAGCAAUCAGACAGCUUGGAGAAAGGCAAAUCUAGCUUGCAAAAUUGCUAUCGACAACUCUGAGAAAGAUCAACUGCUGCAGGGAAGAGACUCCUUAAGACAAAGGAAGACUACAAAGGAAAGUCUGGCAGAGAGUGCAAGUAACAUCACGGAGAGUCUGAUGGGCAUUAGCAGGAUGAUGUCACAGCAAGUCCAGCAGAGUGAGGAGACCGUGCAAACCCUAGUGAAACUUUUCUGUACAAGGAUGAAGUUGCUGUCCUGUCCUCAGAACCUCUGGUGGCACUCCCUCAUUUUGAUACAUGUUAAAUUGGAAGAAGCGUCUCUGGAGUCAUUGUCACAGAACAGCUACAUAGCGAGUGUCUGGGGAAGCAUCCAUUUAUUUUAUGUAACACUUGCAUGA
This is a messenger RNA of Pygoscelis adeliae (Adelie penguin), 506 nucleotides long. RefSeq names its product BCL2/adenovirus E1B 19kDa interacting protein 1 (gene BNIP1). NCBI's taxonomy places the organism in Eukaryota, Metazoa, Chordata, Aves, Sphenisciformes, Spheniscidae. The record is from RefSeq and is a predicted model, not a curated record. Gene Ontology annotation, biological process: retrograde vesicle-mediated transport, Golgi to endoplasmic reticulum. Gene Ontology annotation, cellular component: SNARE complex; endoplasmic reticulum. Bases 30 to 506 code for a protein of 158 amino acids. The transcript has 5 exons. Gene Ontology annotation, molecular function: SNAP receptor activity.